Messenger RNA from Carassius carassius (crucian carp), 1046 nucleotides. RefSeq names its product zinc finger protein 429-like. The transcript has a single exon. Gene Ontology annotation, biological process: regulation of transcription by RNA polymerase II. Lineage: Eukaryota; Metazoa; Chordata; Actinopteri; Cypriniformes; Cyprinidae. Bases 105 to 905 code for a protein of 266 amino acids. Gene Ontology annotation, molecular function: DNA-binding transcription activator activity, RNA polymerase II-specific; RNA polymerase II cis-regulatory region sequence-specific DNA binding. Gene Ontology annotation, cellular component: nucleus. The record is from RefSeq and is a predicted model, not a curated record.
CUCAAAUCAAACAGAAAGCUUUAAAGAAAAUAAGAGACAAGAAAUCAUUCACCUGCCUUCAGUGUGGAGAGAGUUUGACAAACAAACAGAGUCUCAAGAUUCACAUGAGAGUUCAUGCCGGAGAGAAAUUGUUCACAUGUAAACAAUGUGGAAAACCAUUUAUGUGGGCUUCAGCCCUGAAGAGUCACCUGAUAGUUCAUUCAAAGGAGAAACCACAUUCAUGUCCUAUAUGUGGAAAUAGUUUUUCACUACUGAAUAAUUUAAAAGCUCAUCAGAAAAUACACACUGGUGUGAGAGAUCAUAUGUGUUUUGAGUGUGAGAAGACUUUUAUUACAGCUUCACAUUUGAAACGGCACCAGAGGAUCCACACUGGAGAGAAACCUUACAAGUGUUCACACUGUGACAAGAGAUUUAGUCAUUCAGAAUCCCGAAAAGGACAUGAGAGGAUUCACACCGGAGAGAGACCUUACAUGUGUAAUCAGUGUGGUACGAGUUUCAAACAAAAAGCUCAACUUAAUGUGCACAUGGGAGUUCACACUGGAGAGAAACCGUUCACAUGUGAUCAGUGCGGGAAGAGUUUUGCACAAUCAGCAAGGCUGAAGAUACACAUGAAUGUCCACACUGGAGAGAAACUGCAUAAAUGUGAUCAAUGCGGAAAAACAUUUUUGUGGGUCUCAGGACUGAAGAGUCACCUGAAUGCCCAUUUAAAGGAGAAACCACAUUCAUGUUAUUUGUGUGAAAAGAGAUUUUCACAUCUGCAAAAUUUAAAACACCAUGAGAAGAUACACAUGGCUGUGAGAGAAUAUAUGUGCUUUGAGUGUGAAAAGACAUUUGUUACAUCUACAGAACUGAAACAGCACGAGAGGAUCCACACUGGAGAGAAACCUUACAAGUUCACACUGUGACCAGAGAUUCAAUCAAUCAGAAACCCUGAAAAGACAUGAGAAGAUCCACACUGGAGAGAAACCUUACACAUGUGAUCAUUGUGGGAAGAGUUUUAGACAUAAAGAUCAUCUUAAGGUGCACAUAAGGGUUCAUACGGGAGA